Molecule: messenger RNA, 1653 nt
Organism: Blepharisma stoltei
Lineage: Eukaryota; Ciliophora; Heterotrichea; Heterotrichida; Blepharismidae
Source: the annotation of a GenBank genome assembly
AAUAUUUUACAUCUAAUUUGAGAACUAAUUAUGAGAUAUUAGAAAAGAUGAUAUUUAUAUAUAAUGGCAUAUGGAAACUAUUUCAAAUACCUUACUGCAGCUUUAAAUGCGAGCAAACUAUGGAAAAAUGCCUAUUUUCCGAAAAUCAAUCCUUUUUAAAGAAAAAAAAAUUUUAAUAAGAAUUUUGGUAGAAUAAAUAAUCAAUAUUUGUUAUAAAAAGAGCUCUGCUAGUUCGAUUAAAUUUAUCACAGCUUGAGUUCUUAAUAACAACACAAAUUUUAUAAAUUAAAUUAAAUUUUUCUUUUCGAAUUUGCAAUUAUAAUUCUCUAGAAAUUUUUUUUUAUAUAUGAUUUAAAUGUAUUUUUUUAACUAAAGACAACUUGCUCGAUCUUAAAGAGUGAGGGGUAGAUAUCCCUGAAGGAGAAUUGGAAAAUUGCCUUUCUUUUGUAAGGUCAAUUAAAAAAUUCCUUAAAGAGUCAGCGAAAGCUCAUAGCAAACUGAGUAGUGCCUAUUCAUCUCUGCUCUCCAAAUAUCAAACCCCUUUCUUGCCAGAAUACAAUAAAAUCAUAAAAAUUCACAAAGAAAUUAUCUCAGGUAUCAUGACUUCAAACAAAGAAAGAAUAGACACUGCGCAAAACGGUCAUGAUGAUUUAAAGGUCUUAUCUUCAGAAAUCAAACAACACAUCAGGAACAUCAAACAAAAUAAAAAAUACUUACUCCCUUCCUUGUGUAAGCAAAACCAUUGAAAAAUUCCUAUUUUGGGAAAAAAUCUGCAUGAUAGAGUGAGAAAUUCUUAUGAAAUAUUUGAUAUAUAUGUGAUAAUUAUUAUAAAGAAGUCUCUUGCUAGUUCAAUUCAAUUUUAAUAAGCAUGCGUUUUAAAACAUAAAUUUUAUAAAUUAAAUGAGUUUUUCCGCGGAUUGGGCUUUUUAAAUAGAAAUUUUAAAAAAUAAAAAUAUCCAUUUCAGGAAGCAAGUAAUUUUUUUUUGUUCGUUCACAGGGGGAGACUUAGUUAGCCUAACAAAACUAUCAGAUCAAGCUAUUCACUCAAAGUCCUACAAAUCUUAUAAGCUGUGCGCACAGCCUUUAAUUGACUCUCCUGACAAACACAUCGUAAAGCAUUCGAAGCAAUCAAUUGAGUAUUCAUCAGGGCUUUCUUCAUCAAUAGAAAACCAGGUCAAUAUUUUGAAACAAAAAAUCUUAAAUGAGGCUAAAAGAGUAAUAAAAACACAAAAAUCCUGUGAAAGAAAAAAAAGGUCAAAGAGCUCAAAUUUAGAUCUUGGGGACAUAACAAGCAAAAAAAUUGAAAUAAAAUACAGCAAAGUAAACAAUACACUGAGGGUUUCUUCUGUUUCACCAGUAAAAAGAAACGAAGAAUGAAGUGAUAAACAGAACGAAUUUGAUAAUAUUAACACAGAAAUGAGAAACUCUAAGCCAAGCACCCCAGCAAAGCCGCCAGUUCAUCCAAAGAGAAUCAAUUCAGAGCCAUCUUCUGCUCCUCUAAAGCAUUUCAAUGGUAGCCCUUUGAGGCUAAAUUUCCAAGAGAAAAUUAAAAUUGAAGAUAGUAAUGUCAAUGAUGACAAGAAGGAGAUAUCAGAUUUCUCAAGCAGAAUAUAUACAGAAACUCAAGAAAAUAAAGAAAAUAUUUUUAAUUAA